AAAUUGAACUUACUUCCCUUUAAAAUUUAUUGCCAUGUUUCUGGUAAUGAUUGGCAUUUUGGACCAGGAAUGUGCCGGAUUGUAACAGCUAUAUUUUACUGCAACAUGUACUGCUUAGAUUUGCUGAUAACCUGUACAAGUGUGGACACAUUCUUAGCUGUGGUAUAUCCUGUGCAUUCUCGCUCUUGGCAUAGCACGGGACAAGAUUCCUUGGUUUGCGUCAUCACCUGGCUUGUUGCCAUUGUUGGCACUCUUCCCCUUCAUUGUACUGAGCAGACUGCAGAAGUACCUGGGCUAAAUAUAACAAGCUGCCUUGAUGUUUUAGACCCAUCUAAAUCUCAAGAUUACUAUCGCUACAUUUUUCCAUGUUUCAGUUUAAUUUUCUUUUUUGUGCCACUUGCAAUAACAACAUUCUGCUAUUUUAGAAUUCUUCGCUGCCUUUGCUCCACAAAUGCAGCAAGCAAACAGUUAAGUGCCAUCUUUUUGGCUUUUGUAGUGUUACUUGUUUUCACAGUUUGCUUUUUACCAACAAAUGUAUUGUUAGUAGUACAUUAUCUGCAGCUUUCUAAUGGACAUAAUAAUGAAAUAGUUUAUCUCCUUUCACUUUGUGUUGGUAGCCUCAGUUACUGCAUCAAUCCCAUCAUUUAUUAUGGUGGCUCCUACAAAUGGCAGAAAGACCUCUAUAAACCUGUCUGCUGUGUGACAGGUAGAGAGACCUUCAGUAGCAGCAGCAGCAGCCAGACAAGCAGCAGGGAUAGCAGAGCAGAUUAG
Messenger RNA from Protopterus annectens (West African lungfish), 771 nucleotides. RefSeq names its product proteinase-activated receptor 1-like. The record is from RefSeq and is a predicted model, not a curated record. Gene Ontology annotation, molecular function: thrombin-activated receptor activity. Lineage: Eukaryota; Metazoa; Chordata; Ceratodontiformes; Protopteridae. Gene Ontology annotation, biological process: positive regulation of blood coagulation; positive regulation of Rho protein signal transduction; blood coagulation. Gene Ontology annotation, cellular component: membrane.